UUCUGUAGCAACUCUUUCCAAGUUCUAACUGAGAGAGUUUGGGAUUUGCUUUCCCCCACGAAAAUUAAUAACCGAUAGAUCAAUGUUGUAUUUGAAGAGAAACCCUAAUUCCACACCUGAUCUUCACUUUUCAUGGCGAUUUCUGCUCAUUACUUUGUUCCUAAUCCUAUUUGCGUCUCCCGGAUACGGUCUUUUAGAAGAUUCUGGACGAAAUCAAAGUCUCCAAUGGCAAGUACUCACCAAGAUGAAUUUCUCAUCUCAAAUACGACUUCAUCCUCAUAUUCUGCUCCUAAUAACAGUUCCCUGUCUGGUGAGUCUCGAGCCCUAAUGAAGGAAGUAGCUCAUUUGGUGGCUAGUAAGCCAAUGAAUUUUGGUUCACUAGAGCUAAUGGUUAUGUAUAGAAAUACUGAGAAAGUGCUUGCAGAUGCCCUUGGUGCUACUGAGAGGACAUCCAUAAUCGUUUAUCAACAUUCAGUAUCAUAUAAAUAUCAGGGAAGACUUCGUGCUCAGAGUAUACUACAUUCUGUUUCCCAUCUUAUGUCACUGCAGCAAGAAGAUAUACCCCUGGAAUUGCUUAGUACUCCCGAGGAUCUAACGUCAUUUUCCGAGUCUACUGAUAAGGCCGUGUUUCUCUUUGAAUUUUGUGGAUGGACGCUCAUGUUGUUAAACAAAGGAAAACAUAACCGAAGUGGAAAUGCUUUUGGGCAGGAUAUUUCAGACAAUGAUAUCUUUUUUGGAGAAAAUGUUGAUGGAAAAACGAAUCGAACACUUUCGUCAAGCUGGAAGAAAAGUGAGAAGUUUGAUGGAAUGGGAAAUGAAAAGCUAACUUGUGGGAUGGAAAGUGGGCUUAGUGGAACUCCUUGGUUGGGGGAUCUGUCAUUUACAAACAAAACUGCACCAUCAGAGGCUGUGAAUACACGACUGGAUCUGGGGGUAUCCUGUACACUUGAAGAGUUUCAGCGGUAUGGGUUGUUCUUCUCACAGUUGAAAACAGCUGCUAGGGAGUUUUUUCUGCCUCCCGAGAAGCAAAGGUUUGCUCUAAUUUCAGAAAGAUCUUUACUAUCAUCACUGGGUGUUGAAGAUCCUCGCUCAUGGCUCGUAAUGCUCAACUAUGCUGGAUGUCCAAAUUGUUCAAAGAUACUUAAGGAUGAAGAUGACGUAAAAAAUGAGCUGCAAAUGCAUCAAUCAUUCGUAACUGAGCUGGAAGGUGAGGGGCACGAUACUGAUCCUGGUUUACCUGCCAACAAACCAUCAAUUAUUCUUUCCAUAGAUAGAUCGUCUGAAUCGCCAGAGACUAGACGAAAGAGCAAAGAAGCUCUUGAUGUGUUUAGAAAGUUAGCAGUAAACAACAGUGCUACUCAUAAAUUCUCAGCCCUAGCUUCUCAAGGGAAGAAGGGUAUGGGUACUUCAAACCCGUCUGACCAUUCAGCAACGAUAUCAUCACUAGUAACUCAAGUCGACAAUCUGAAGAAGAAAGUUUCUGUUAUGAUUAUAAAUGAGGGAGGAACUGCUACGCUAGAUGAUAUCUCUGUAGGUGAGCAAAGCAAGUCUAUCCAGAAAAUUUUGAAGUACCUGCUUCAGCAAGAGAAGGAAGCAAACUUAAGCUUGCUUGCAGAAAAAGUAGGUUUUCAGCUUCUAUCUGAGGAUUUGAAUGUUGAUGUAGCAAAUAUGUUGCCAUCCCAGAUAGAGAAUAAUCAGUCAGAGGAGUCCCACGAACCUCCUACUGAAGCUAUUUCUGAAAUUAGUCUUAACCUGGAUGAUGGUAGCUCAGUAACUGAUGCAAUUAGAUCCGCAGAGGAUCUUAAAAACAAGCCCGGAGUUACUGAAAGUGAAGUUAGUACUCAUACCUAUGAAAAAAAAAUCAUUCUGAAGAAUACGGAUUUAAGUCCUCUUUUACCAAAGCAGGGGGUUGUCUCUGACACUCCUGGUGUCACAGAGGAUAUGAUAGAGGAGGGACAAAGUUCAUCACAGGUAGAUGAUAUGAAAAAACAUCAAAUCAUCCCCUUUACAGGCUUGUUUUACUUUUCUGAUGGUGAUUGCCAGUUACCUAGAUCCCUUACUGGUGAAACAAAAGUUCCGUCAUUGGUUAUACUUGAUCCCGUUUCUCAGCAACAUUAUGUAUACCCUGAAGAAGCCAGUUUCAGCUAUUCUUCUUUAGUUUAUUUUCUUGAUGGGUUUCUUAACAGAACUCUUCCUCCGUAUCAACGUUCAGAAUCUGUUCUUAAAGCUUCGAGGGAAGCCGCCCGACCUCCAUUCAUAAAUCUGGAUUUCCACGAAGCAGAUUCAAUACCCCGAGUCACGGCAAAUAAGUUCUUUGAGAUGGUUUUAGGUUUUAAUCACACUGACACCGACAAUGUUAGCCUUGCUUGGAAGAAGGAUGUGUUGGUGUUGUUUAGCAACAGUUGGUGUGCAUUUUGCCAAAGAAUGGAACUUGUGGUUCGUGAGGUAUCCCGUGCCUUCGAAAACUAUAUGAAGAUGUUGAAGAGUGAGACUAGUAACCAUGGGUCUAUUAUCGAUGAAAACAGGGAAGAGGUUGCAACAUAUGAGCUUCCAUUGGUUUACUUGAUGGAUUGCACAUUGAAUGACUGUAGCUCGCUCUUAAAACCGAUGGGUCAGAGGGAGCUCUAUCCAGCCCUGAUACUAUUCCCAGCUCUGAGAAAGACCGCUGUUUCUUAUCAAGGAGAUGCUUCAGUAGCUGAUAUAAUACAGUUUGUAGCUGAUCAUGGAAGCAAUUCUCAUCAUCUCAGCAGAGACAAAGGUUUUAUAUGGACACAAGGUCAGGAACUAGGCACGAAUCAGGUUCCAUCGUUAGACUUAUCCUCGAUUCACAACAUAGGCCUGAUGGAAAACAGUGAAUCCCAUGAAGUCUUGCUGAAUAACAGGAUACCAGCGAGAAAUAUUGAACUCAGCCAAUCUGUGGGAUCUCAUCCAUCUGUUGAACUACACAGUGGCACUAUCCUUAUUUCCACCGACAAACUUCUGAAUGCAUCCCCAUUUGAGCAAUCCAAGAUUCUCAUCGUUCAGGCAGAUCAACUGACAGGAUUUCUUGGUCUGAUCAUCAACAAGCACAUCAACUGGGAUUCUUUGCAAGGGUUAGAAACAGGAUUUGAUCUAGUAAAACAGGCCCAAUUAUCAUUUGGUGGUCCACUAGUGGCACCUGAAAUGCCUCUGGUCAGCUUGUCGCGAAAGUCAGCUCCCCCCAACGAAGUUGGAUACAAGGAGAUAUUCCCAAGUGUGUACUUUCUCAAUCAUUUGGCGACUCUUAGAGAAAUCGAAGGCCUGAAGGUUGGGAAUUUGUCAACUAGUGAUUGUUGGUUUUUCUUAGGUUAUUCAAGUUGGGGCUGGGACCAACUUUUUAAUGAAAUUGCUGAAGGAGCUUGGUAUACAAGUGAUGAUCCAGUGGGUGAGUUCAAAUGGCCUGACAGUUUACCUACGUUAAAUGUUGAAGUAGACACCCAAGUUUGAUGAGUUGGCUUCAGCAAAAGAAACAUUUUGUAGAUUUUAAAAUCUUAAAAAUGUGUACAAUAUUAGUUGUUGGUGACAAAGCAGAAGGGAAUGAUUACCAGAUUUUUGGUCAAA
Molecule: messenger RNA, 3579 nt
Organism: Papaver somniferum (opium poppy)
Lineage: Eukaryota; Viridiplantae; Streptophyta; Magnoliopsida; Ranunculales; Papaveraceae
Exons: 8
Coding region: 133-3465 (1110 amino acids)
Source: RefSeq, a predicted model, not a curated record